CGGAGAAUUUGGCAUUUCCUCCUAAAAUACAGGGGCAGGGGCUAAACUAACUCCGGCUGAGGGCGUGUCGUUGAUAAAGAAAAAAAGACCGAGUAGAUGCAGCAGUCUCUUCACAAGGUUCUGUGCACGGAGGAUGAUUAUAGACUAAAAGGAGAAACUUUAUAAGCAUUUUCCCUCUCCCUUCCUCCCUCCUCUCUCUCUCUCUGUUUCUUUCUCUCUUCUCCCCUCCCUGUUCCUGCCCCUUCUCUCACUCAUUCACUCAGAGUCUGUCACGCACACGCACAGAACGCCUGCCUCUCCUCCAGAAGAAACCCUCCUCCAACCUCAGGCUUCAGAAGAGGACGAGAACCUCUCUCCAGACUCCAAAAUGAUGGAAAACGAAGUGUUCGCUUCUUUCACCCUCUACAGCACAAUCCUGAUUUUAAAAACUUACGUAGUGGCCAUCAUUACUGGACAAGUGAGGCUGCGGAAGAAGGCCUUUGCCAACCCAGAAGACGCCAUGAGACACGGAGGCCUGCAGUAUUAUCGGAUCGACCAAGAUGUGGAGAGAUGCCUCAGAGCCCAUCGGAAUGAUAUGGAGACCAUCUUCCCCUUCCUGUUUCUGGGAGCCAUCUACUCCUUCCUCCACCCCAACCUCUUUAUAGCCCGGAUACACUUCCUCGUCUUCUUCGUGGGGCGGAUGGUUCACACCGUGGCCUACCUGAUGAAGUUGAAAGCUCCCACCCGCUCUGUGGCCUACUGCCUAGCCCAGCUCCCUUGUUUCUCCAUGGCUCUGCAGAUCCUCCUGUCCGUCAUAAAGAACUGGUGAUAGGCAACCGAGUGUGGGGCCACGCUCUGAAGAGGGAGGACGAUGACCGCGGGUUUCCAAGAGACCCUGGCACCCCAGCAGCCGCCCUCCCCCCCCAAAACGUGCCCCCUUCUGGAUCCUCACUGCAGGAAUUUCCGGAUUGACGAGCCUCCUGGAUGGCGAGCAACUUGCAGGAUGCCUCUGCUUGUGUGAGCGUGCUUGCUUUCCCAUAUAUUUAGAUAUACACCUGAGUGUGUGCGAGUGUGUAUGAGUGCAUGUACGCCCAUAUAUUUAGGCAUACAGGUGCGUGUGCGUAUGCAAGUGAGUGUGUGUAUGUAUGUGCGCCCAUAUAUUUAGGUAUACACGUGUGUGUGUUUGUGUAUGUAUAUGUGUGUGCUUCUACGUCCAUAUAUUUAGAUAUUUAUGUGUGUGUCUAUGCAUGUGUACUUAUUUGUGGGCAUACGUCUAUGUAUGUACGCCCAUAUAUUUAGGUAGACGUGUGUGCGUCUGUAUGUGCAUGUGUGUUUGUGUAUCUGAAUGAUCGCAGGUGCUUGUAAGUGUGAGAAUGCUUGGUUAGAGGCAGGAGGGGAUGACUGUUGGCAUAAGGGUAGAUUAACUCCAGGAAUUCAGUGGGAGGCUGGAGACCAAGGGCUUUAUUGAGGUGGCCCUUCAGAUACAAACUCCACUAUAGUAAUCGAUCGGUCGAUCAUACUGAUUAAGCUGCUACCGUGUGCAGAGCUCUGUACUAAGCGCACGGUAGAGUACAAUAGAAUUUCUAGACAUAAUCCCUCCCC
Molecule: messenger RNA, 1581 nt
Organism: Ornithorhynchus anatinus (platypus)
Lineage: Eukaryota; Metazoa; Chordata; Mammalia; Monotremata; Ornithorhynchidae
Gene: PTGES
Product: prostaglandin E synthase
Exons: 3
Coding region: 368-808 (146 amino acids)
Biological process (GO): prostaglandin biosynthetic process
Cellular component (GO): membrane
Molecular function (GO): prostaglandin-E synthase activity
Source: RefSeq, a predicted model, not a curated record